CCGCUUCCAGAUCCCUUCUGCCAUUGCUCUUCCCUUCGCUUCCCGUCCGUUCCUCGGCUCCCAUUUCCCAUGGCGGAAGAAGGAGAAGAGCUCGAGGUCGAGAUGGAGGCUUCCGCCGCCUCGGGGCCGAUCCCAUUCCAGCUCCAAUUCGACAAGCCCUUUCCUUUCCAGAUCAAGAUUGCGGAGUGGAAUCCGGAGAAGGAUCUGCUCGCCAUGGUUACGGAGGACUCCAAGGUCCUCCUCCAUCGUUUCAACUGGCAGAGGCUCUGGACCAUCUCUCCUGGGAAAUGUAUUACGGCUCUUUGUUGGCGUCCUGAUGGCAAAGCGAUAUCUCUUGGUCUUGAAGAUGGUUCCAUCUUACUACAUGAUGUGGAAAAUGGGAAGUUAUUGAGAAGCAUUAAGUCCCACAAUGUUGCUGUUGUCUGUCUGAACUGGGAGGAAGAUACACAGCUUAUGAGGGGUGACAAUAAGUACACUUAUGAGGAUCGUACCAUGCGCUUCUUUCCUCCUGCUCCAACAAUUCCUCGGAUGCCUGGACUGGGUUCUGGAGAUACUGGGCUCAUGGAUGACCCUGUAGAAACUUAUCGAGAUUUUUCCAAUUCUUCACAUCAACGUUUUAACAUUCUGUGCAGUGGUGACAAGGACGGCUUUAUUUGCUUUAGUAUAUUUGGAAUUUUCCCAAUAGGAAAGAUUAACAUCCACAAACUCUCUGUUUCCUCUCCAUUUUCGGACAAGCGAGCCACAUACCAACUACACAAUGCUUCUAUACGAAAGGUAGCUUUAUCUAAAAACCUGCGUCAAUUAGUUGUUCUGAGCUUGGGAGAGCUGGUCGAAGACCUUGUUACAUUGAAAGGUAAAUUUAUACAUAGAGAUGGGGAACUUGUUGAACCGGACAAAUCUUCAUGUGGUGAGGACUCUUCAGUGGGAAUGCACUGCCUGAUUCUGAAUACUUCUAUAUUUCUCAACAGAAAAAAUGAACUACAUCAGGUGGCCCUGCAAGCUUCAAGUAUUGAAGAUCUAAUUGAGGUCGUACGUGCUUCAUUGUCAGUGAUGUCCAAGCAAUGGUCCGACACCAUAACUUCAUUUCAUGAGAAGUUUGACUCUCUGUCUUCUUUGAUUGUUGACCACGGAUUAGAAUCCAAUUCUCAGGAUGAGUUUCUAAGUCUGUUAUUUGGGGCACGGACAAGUCCAGCACUUCACCAGUUUCUAGUUAACUCACUCGGUGAAGUGGGUCUGAAGCGUGUCUCUAAGGCUGUCGAUAAUGCUGGAAAAGAUCUUCAUGUUGUCGUACAUGAACAUCUUCAGCCUGCUGUAGAAAUUAUUGGAUUCAGAAUUGGAGAAUUGAGAGGCCUUUCGAGAUGGCGUGCACGGUAUCAAACUAUUGGACUGGAUGAGAAGCUUAUUGACAAUGCAACAGAAAAGGCUGGAAUGCUACAUGUGCAAGUUGAACGCUUUUCUAGGGUUCUAGCAACUGUAUUAUAUCAGCUCCAAAAUUUCUUUAACUGGGUUUCAAAAUGUAUAAAGAUACUUCUGUCUGAUCCAACUGAUCAAAUCCAACCACCCAACAGUGAACUUGUAGUUAUAUUUCUGAAGUUUCUUCUGGACCAUGAUCCAGUUGGACAGUUGUUGGAAGCAGAUCAUACAAUUGAUGUUGAUCCGGAUACUAAGCAGCGAGUUGAACAACUUGUAAUGUUUGGAGGAUUUUUGGAUACAAAGUUCUUGGAAAGAACUUUAGCGAAUGAAUUUAGUCAGCUGGAGCAAUGUUUGAAAGAGGCUUUCUUAAUGCCAUUUACCACUAUUUCAAAGAAGAUACAUUGUGAAGACUUGUUACCACUAUAUCCUAUUCCAUCUUCGCCUGUAGCUUCAUCAUUACAUGCUCCAACAUCAAUAUCCUACUACAAGGAUAACCGUGAUAGCUCCCCACAUGAUCUUGUGGACUACAUAUGCUUCAGAAUACCUGAUGAGUCAAUGGAUUUGACAAAUUGUAUUGGUAUAAUAAGGGGAUCUACAAAUACCUCCAGUUCUAUUAAGGACAUAAGUUCUCCUGGAGCUGUUUUGUUAUGCAUACCUGAUGGAUAUCACUGCAUGGACCUAUCCCUAUAUAAGCAAAGGGAGAUUGUUCUGCUACUUAAUGAAGCAAUCACGACUUCUGAGAGUCCUGGGAGAUCAUGGAUGAUGAUGGUUCAAAUAAGCGAUCUUUCUUUUAUGCCUCUUUCAAGAUUAGGGCCUGCUAAUCUCUGGAAGUUGCAUGAAUUGAAGCUUCCCGAGGUGUUGCUUGUGUCUUUUCGUCACGAAGGCAUGCCUUGGUGUUUAUACUUGAUGAAGAUGAGGAUGAAACUUCUGAUAUGGAAUGAAUUUCUUCCGACUGCUGUAUGGGAAGUGAGGAUCAUUACAACAUCUAAAGACAUGACCAGAACAUUGCAAAUCGUUGCUCUGGAGGCAUCUUAUCGGUCUGCUGUUGCUGCUCUAUGUCCAGCACCGUGUGCUGCAACGACAGAGCAUCAUAUCAUACAAUCUGAGUGCAGGUUUAUCACCCUGCUUAUUGAAGCUUAUACUGUCAAGUAUCUACUGUUUUCAGUGGAAGGUUCUCUACAAAGCUAGAAAGGGUUGCAUUUCACAUCCAGAUGGUAAAAUGUUCUAACUGCAAUGAACUCAACCAAUGGUUUACCAGAACCUCAUACUUCGUUAACUAGGGUUUGCUAGCCCAUUCGGAGAUGGCAACUUGUGGAACUCUUUGAAAAACAUGUGCAUGUCGUACCUUGAGUUCGACCCUGUAAUUAUAGGAUUAUGUUGGUUGCAGCCGUAUUUGAUAUAGCUAGUUUUUUGUCAAAAGAAACAAAAGCGUUUAAGAAAGCAUCAAGAUUGGUCCAAGAAGUCAUGGGUCCAAUUGUAAAAUCCCUAUAUCUUAAUUCAAAUCGCAUCCCACUUAAAUUAUACCUUUGAUUUCA
Phoenix dactylifera (date palm) is the source of this 2948-nucleotide messenger RNA. It is a transcript of the gene APC4, whose product is annotated as Transducin/WD40 repeat-like superfamily protein. Gene Ontology annotation, molecular function: protein binding. NCBI's taxonomy places the organism in Eukaryota, Viridiplantae, Streptophyta, Magnoliopsida, Arecales, Arecaceae. The record is from RefSeq and is a predicted model, not a curated record. Gene Ontology annotation, biological process: protein K11-linked ubiquitination; anaphase-promoting complex-dependent catabolic process. Gene Ontology annotation, cellular component: nuclear periphery; anaphase-promoting complex.